This is a messenger RNA of Polyodon spathula (Mississippi paddlefish), 1637 nucleotides long. Its product is annotated as interferon-inducible GTPase 5-like. The record is from RefSeq and is a predicted model, not a curated record. Bases 346 to 1527 code for a protein of 393 amino acids. Gene Ontology annotation, molecular function: GTP binding. Gene Ontology annotation, cellular component: membrane. The transcript has 2 exons. NCBI's taxonomy places the organism in Eukaryota, Metazoa, Chordata, Actinopteri, Acipenseriformes, Polyodontidae.
AAACAGUUCUGGUUUCUUAUGCCGAGGGAAAGUUUUUAUGAAAACUCCACACAAAGGAAUCAGUUCACUUGUCUGCAGCGCUGAAACGGUUAAGCAAAGCAGCUUCUCUCAACUGGAGCUCUAGAGCUGUAGGCGGGACUCACAGCCACUGAAACCAGCAGCAGGGAGGGAGCUGUUCAGAAGGGAGGAAGCGGUUCACAUCUGGCACGGCAGACAGAGGUGUCGUGUUCAUUUGUAGCUCGUGAGGACUGGACCGGGCUGCUGUGAGUUCUUCUUCUCCUUUUCAACUUUUGCAAACAGUUUGCCUGCGUUGUGAACUAAGACUCGUCAAGCUCAAGAUUAACCAUGGCUGAAUUCGGUUUCGAGGAGAUUGGUGAGGAUGAGAUACAGCAAGCAAUGGAAUCUGGGGGUUUAGCAGGGGCUGCCAAACACAUCCAGGCUUAUCUGGAGUCGCUAGACAGCGUGGAGGUCAACAUCGCCAUCACCGGGGAGUCGGGAGCAGGCAAGUCCUCCUUCGUCAAUGCCUUCAGAGGACUGGAGGAGCAGGACGAGGGGGCAGCCCCGACCGGGGUGGUGGAGACCACCAUGGAGCCCAAGGAGUACCCGCACCCCAAGUUUCCCAACGUCACGAUCUGGGAUCUUCCAGGGAUCGGAACACCGAACUUCAAAGCAGAUGAAUACCUGGAGCAGGUGAACUUCCAGCGCUACGACUUCUUCAUCAUCAUCGCGUCCGAGCGCUUCCGGUCCAGCAACGCGACGCUCGCCAUGAAGAUCCAGGAGAUGAAGAAGAAGUUCUACUUCGUCCGCUCCAAGAUCGACGACAACCUCAGGGCGGAGAGCAGAAAGAGAGGCUACAGCGAGGAGAAGACUUUGGACCAGAUCAGACAAGACUGCGUCAAGUGCCUGCAGGACCAUGGCGUGAAGGAGCCGCUGGUCUUUCUGAUCUCCAGCUUCGACCUGCACCUCUACGACUUCAACAAACUGGAAGAGACCCUGGAGAACGAGCUCCCCGAACACAAGAGGCACAUCCUGCUGCUCUCCCUGCCCAACAUCUCCCUGCAGGUUUUGAAGCGGAAGCAGGAAGCGCUGAGAGCCAGGAUCUGGAAACUAGCUGCCCUUUCGUGCGGGGUCGCCGUCGUGCCCAUCCCCGGUCUCUCUGUAGUUUGUGAUGUCACUAUCUUGGUUAAAGAGCUGAGUUUUUACUACAACACUUUCAGCCUGGAUGAGGAAUCCCUUCAGAGCCUGGCCCAGAGGGUGAAUAAACCAGUGGAAGAUCUGAAGUCAGUGAUCAAAUCCCCGCUGGCGAAGGAGCUAUCGGCCGACGUGGUCCUCAAGCUGCUGACGAAGGCAGUAGGAGGAGGGCUCAUGGUGGUGGAGUACUGGGCCAGCACCUUCCCCAUCUUUGGAUCUGCAGUGGCGGGAGGGAUCUCGUUCGGAACCACCUAUCACAUGCUGAAGAGCUGCUUGGAGGAGCUAGGAGAGGAUUCCUGCAACGUGCUGAAAAAGGCGUUUGAAACGGAGGUCUGAUGAAGGGAAUCCAGUACCUGCACGCUGUUAAACAAACCCAGUCGAAAUGCUGGACUAUCUUUAUUUUAUUUCUUAUCCAGUACCCUAAUAAAUGUGUCAGUUUGAAUAUA